Messenger RNA from Cygnus olor (mute swan), 770 nucleotides. RefSeq names its product mitochondrial ribosomal protein L22 (gene MRPL22). The record is from RefSeq and is a predicted model, not a curated record. Gene Ontology annotation, cellular component: ribosome; mitochondrial large ribosomal subunit. NCBI's taxonomy places the organism in Eukaryota, Metazoa, Chordata, Aves, Anseriformes, Anatidae. The coding region runs from base 330 to 710 and encodes 126 amino acids. Gene Ontology annotation, molecular function: structural constituent of ribosome. Gene Ontology annotation, biological process: ribosome assembly; translation. The transcript is spliced from 6 exons.
AUGUUUUACGCCAUUUGGCAACCCAGACAAAGCUGUUCAGGCCUCAGUAGAGCUCGCAGUGUGUGCUCUUGAUCUCGUCUAUUUCUUGUGGCUGCCUGGUGCUGCUCUGUCCAGUCAGCAGGGGGCAAAAUGCAGCUUGGUCUCUGAGGUGGUUAGCAUCCAGUAGUGUUUUCCCUCUGUCAUGCAUCCACACAAGUGCAUGUCUACAGAAACUUGGGAAGUGGGAGAAAAAGAACAGGAUUGUUUACCCUCCACAGCUGCCUGGAGAACCUCGCAGACCAGCUGAAAUAUAUCACUGUCGGAGGGACAUAAAAUACAGCAAAGAUAAGAUGUGGUAUCUGGCAAAACUGAUAAAAGGAAUGUCCAUUGAUCAGGCUCUUGCUCAGUUGGAGUUUAAUGAUAAAAAGGGAGCAAAGGUGAUCAAAGAGGUUUUGUUAGAAGCUCAAGAAAUGGCAGUAAAAAAUCACAAUGUGGAAUUCAAAUCAAAUUUACAUAUAGCUGAGUCAUUAACAGGCAGAGGCCAAUAUGUGAAACGGAUCCGUUACCAUGGUAAAGGCAUGUUUGGCAUCAUGAAAUUAGUCAGGUGCCACUACUUUGUGAAGCUGGUGGAAGGUCCUCCUCCUCCUCCAGAGCCACGAAAGACUGGUUUUGAUCAAGCAAAAGAAUACGUGCAACAGCUGCGAAAUAGAACACUUGUUCAUACGCUGUGACAAACUCUUGUGACUGUAUUUGUACUUCUUGUUUGACAAUGUAGUUACAUAAAAUAAUAA